CGGGCACCCUUCCCGGUCAGCCGACCACCAAUGGCACGUUCAUGGAGUCUAGAUGAACUUAGCGCUGGAAUUAGGUUGAUCGGACCGGGGAAGAAAAAGGAGGAUCGGGGGCCGAAUCAUCAUCAGGAUCGCCCCUGACAGUUGAAGUCACAUCAAGAAACAUCGCUUACCUAAGACAGGCGGCACAGCACAAAGCUCCUUACCCCCUCCUAGCCUGUCUACCGUCUUUCCACCCUCACUUUUCACUUCUUUCAACCAAGGUUCGCUCGACUCAUGGUCAGCAAAUACAACUUCAUACAACUCCUUCUCUAGAACCCAUCAAAGCCGAGGCUGUUCCAGGCAACGUUGCUAGGAUCUUAGACCACAACGCAAAGACGAGAUGCCGACCCUUGAACAAGUCGAGUAUUCGGAGGAGGCCACCGUCGCCGCCGUGACCGACUUCUUUGCCUUCCUGACCAAGAUGUACCUUCCCGAGUCAGCUGUCGUUCACCCGCCGCCAGGAGGGUGGCCGACGUUGGCCUCUGAUCUACAAGAGCUGGGGAAGUCGGACGAGGUGCUGAGCCUGCUUUCGCACCUGCCGUACGUCCGCCAAGAUGAUCUCGACGACAGCGAGAUACCGCAAGUCACUCCUGGAGGCCGUUGGAUAGACUGGCGCACGUACGGGACCUGGGUACGUGAGGGCGGCAGCGACAUUGACGAGCUUCGCACCAUCACCGAGGGCCCCGCCAUCAUGGACAACGUGCCCGAGCACGUCGUCGGGCUGACGAUGAGCGAGCACCAUGUCUUUUUGAUUGACACGGAGCUUGGCGUCGUCUACUGGCCUGAGUGUCCCGGCCGGCUCCGCGACGGACCCCGGUGCAUCGAGAACGACCCGUACGACUACUGCGACGACGAAGACGACGCAGAGUGGCGUGCCGACGGCGCUGCUUGGUCUGUCGCCGACUUCUUCAAGGUGCUCAAGGCCGAGUACCGCUUGCUGCGCUGGGUGCCGUGGAACGAGUACGAGGUUUUGGAUUCGGAGAGCACGAUGGCGAGGAAUCCUGUUCCGGCGCUUCAGGAGGUUUUCAGACGUCACGGCUGGCCUCAUUCGCCACAGUAUCGCAAGGAGGAGUGCCUCGAGGAGACGAAGGCGGCCAAGGCUGCAACGGAACAGGGAGGGGAUGAGGGGGGGGACGGCGCUUAGAGUUAAUGUGAAUAAGGUGUGUUCGCUUGCGUGGUAGGCAUGCUUUGAAGGAGCCGAUUCGUUACCGAGUUUGACCGUUUAUACAGUACUUUGAUAGGGGUCUACUGGGGAGUGAUCCUGCGGGAAAAUGACAAACGGCCAGGCCAAAAAGUUGCUACAGGGAGGUUGAGCUUAUUAGUCUUACAUGCUUGAUUGUUGUCGCAUUCUUAAUUUGUUCCUGAAUCCUGGGGCGCAACGUCGGGUAGUACUCGCGGUCUUGGCGAACUGGUUCAGAAUUCCGCCCCCAG
Molecule: messenger RNA, 1470 nt
Organism: Colletotrichum phormii
Lineage: Eukaryota; Fungi; Ascomycota; Sordariomycetes; Glomerellales; Glomerellaceae
Exons: 1
Coding region: 380-1183 (267 amino acids)
Source: RefSeq, a predicted model, not a curated record